Messenger RNA from Pieris napi, 2105 nucleotides. RefSeq lists its product as uncharacterized. The record is from RefSeq and is a predicted model, not a curated record. The transcript is spliced from 8 exons. Gene Ontology annotation, biological process: synapse organization. The annotation marks the transcript as partial. NCBI's taxonomy places the organism in Eukaryota, Metazoa, Arthropoda, Insecta, Lepidoptera, Pieridae. Gene Ontology annotation, cellular component: neuron projection membrane.
UCGUGGUUUAUAAGCGGGCUCUUUGCCCGUGAUCCAAUACCGAUGGAGGGGCAGCGAUGCUUCUGCAUCGUUGUGUUCCUCGUCCACACUGCAAUAGGAGCUGGAGAAGGUUCAACCAAUCAGCCAUCAACGGAGCGCGUUGAAUCCAAUGAGCUAACAGUUUCCUUCCCUCCAUUGGAAGAUCUCUACACCAGCACCUUGGAAAAGCACUUCGCUACUGAGAACAACACUGUAGUCACUUCCCAGACGGGAUCUACUGCCCUCCUGCCGUGCGUGAUCAGGAAUAUUGGAGAUGGAAUCGUAUCAUGGAUACGGAGAAAAGACUACCACUUGCUGACAGUUGGUCUGACCACAUACAGUUCUGAUCAACGAUUUCAAGCAAUACAUUUACAACAUUCAGAGGAUUGGACGCUGAAGGUUCGGUUCGUGCAGAGUCGUGAUGCAGGUAUCUACGAGUGUCAGGUGUCUUCGCAUCCGCCCACCAGCAUAUUUCUACACUUGGAUGUAGUAGAGGCCCGCGCUCAAAUAUCUGGGCCAACGGAUAAGUACCUCAAGCCUGGUUCAACUUUAAGGCUUCAAUGCUCCGUCGUACAAACUACAGAAGCACCAGCCUUUGUAUUCUGGUACCACAACAGUAGAAUGAUAAACUACGACGCAGAGCGAGGCAUCAACGUCACCACAGAUACAGAGCAGCGUCUGUCAGAUCUUCUCAUUCCAGCUGCGAGUGUGUCGCACGCGGGCAACUACACCUGCGUGCCCAAUAACGCGGUCCCCGCUAGCAUUUAUGUCCACAUAUUUAAUGGCGAAAAUCCAGCAGCCAUGCAGUCGUCCUCACCGAGUUACAUCCAUCUAAGCAUAUUGCACAGUUUGUACACAACAGUAGUCCUAUACGCUAUCCGGUGACAAUUGUGUUAAGCCACAUCCUACCAUAUUACCUAGUCAUAAAGCCUCAUUUCCCGAGACAAACUUUGGACCGGCGUAUUCCUUUUGUAACCAGUGAUUUGUAACUCUGAAUGCGAUGCUAAUUUGAAAAGUGGAACAGCUAAAAUGAGGAUUUUAAAGAGUCGUUUGAAAUAAAAUUCUUUGCUCAGUUUUCACAGAAUAGUGUUAAUUUAAAGAUGUAAUGAAAAGACGCUGUAUUAUAAAUUAAAGUAGAGCUACACGUGAGACAUACAUUUUAUUUGUAAGGAACAUACGAGAUUUAUAUUAAAGCUUGCGUUUAUUUUUACUCGUGCAUAACAUACUAAUUAGGAACACGUUUCUAAAUAGGUGGCGCAUGCAUAGGAUUAAUUCUGGUUACUUAGUUUUUAAACUUAUACAUAUGCUACCUAUUUACGAAAUAACACAAGGCUAAGUAACGUAUAUAUCUUUAGUUGAAUUUCAGAUUUAGCACUUCUAAUCGCAUUCAAUAAAUUUUCUUCUUAACAUUGCUGCUCUUUGUUGGUCUUCUUGAAACGAUCUUGAGUUAAGAUAGUGAAUCUUAACUCAAGAUCGUUUUCACGUCCAUGUGUCAAACAAAACACGUUUUUGACAUAUGGAAGCACACACUUAGCGCUAAGUGUCAAAUUUGACAGCUUAUAUUAUACCUUCGUUAUGUUCAACACGCGUUGAAAACAUUUGAGGGCUCUUCCUAGUUAUUUUUAUAAUGCGAAGCUUCACUAGAUUAUUCAUACGAGAAUCUUCAGUGUGAAUAUAAAAGCUAAUAUCCUAUUCAUAGAAUGACAAACCCAUAAAUAUACCACCCUUGUUAUAAACAAUGUGAUUUUAUUAUAAUCAUAAUUUAUACGCAGAAGUUCUCUAACCUUUCCGAUCCUAUUUACCUAAGGGAUAUUUUGAUGUAUGUUAAGGAAUAUUAUAACAAACAAAUAUUUAGUAGUAGUGUGAUAUAGAUUUAUUUAGUUCUUUAUAAAACCCUAGUAGGAUCUAAAAUUUCUGUAUUUGUUUCGUGAUGUGUGUUCGCGACACACACUGUCGACUUUUAGGUCUGAAGCUGCUGUCUAAGCAUACUGAUUGCUGGUUUCAUCACGGUGUUUUCCUUCACCGUACGAACGAGUGUUGUCUGCGGACAUAGGCAGACAAUGCACAGCACAGCCGCAAUUCGAAUG